AUGGAUGUGGACUCGAGAUCAAUCUACAGUAAAAGAGAAAUAGGUGAAAAGAUCGCUCAGUACUUAGCUGAGCAAGGUUUACAAGGGAGAGAUGGAAAAGGUGUUGAAACCCAGAUCCGUACUCUUGAAGGAAGUUUCACCAUUGCUCACGACUUUUGUAAUGGGACUGGGCAAGGUAUUUUGGCUGAUUUCGAGCAAGAAGCACCAGACGAGAAAGUUAAGAUGGGCUAUUUAGAUGACAGCGAUGAGUGGAAGGCAGUACAGCAUUCACUCAAAUCCAAGUUUGAACAGCUUGUGUUACAAAGAUGCUUAUACUACUACGACCUCAUAGGGUUUAUGUCAACUCGAACUAAUGUCAUACCUCAAGAUGUACGUGAAAGUGGGCAAGAUCUAGAUGAAGCCAGUGUUCUCCCUUCUACCAAGCGCGCACGCAACCAAUCUCCAAACACCAAUGUAUCCAAAAGCCAGGAAAUCAAUUCGACUCAAUGGGAAAGUCCGCUUGACCCAGACGAUCCUUUGGAAAACAGCUUCAGCUUUCUUUGCGAAUCCCACGACCGGGAAACUUCACCUACUCCAAACAGCUUAAGCGAGAAAGAGAGCGCUCGCCGCCCACCUGGACGACCACCCAAGCGAUCAAAUACACAUAACAUCAAUAAUCAACUAUCAAGGUCAGCCUCCAGCUCCGCCUCGGAUGUCAACAAUCUACUAGCAGCCCAGCUACCCUCAUGUGACAAAAGAGCCAAGAGAAACAAAAUGGAGAAAGAUCGUUGGAAUUUUGAGGAAAAAUUCAUGAAGGCUGAGCAAGAGGCACGAAAAGAAGAGAUUAAAACUCAGGCCAAGCUCGCUGAAGCAGUUUCUCGUCAUCUUUCGGGUGGAGAUGAAGUUUUAGAUUCGAAAGAACGUGCCGAACGAUCUCAAAUUAAACUUGAGCAAGAUCGAGUUCAACUUGAACUCACACAAUCCCAGUUGGCUCGCAGUUGUGAAGACCUCAUCACGGCAAGGAGUGAACGACAUCUGGCUAUGUUAGGCAAGUACAGGGCUUUGGGUUUUUCCCUUGAGGAAGCAAAAAAGGAAGUGGAAGAGGCUGAAAAACGAUUUCAAAAUGUAUGA
Messenger RNA from Melampsora larici-populina 98AG31, 1110 nucleotides. RefSeq lists its product as uncharacterized. Lineage: Eukaryota; Fungi; Basidiomycota; Pucciniomycetes; Pucciniales; Melampsoraceae. The record is from RefSeq and is a predicted model, not a curated record. Bases 1 to 1110 code for a protein of 369 amino acids. The transcript has 4 exons.